Messenger RNA from Protopterus annectens (West African lungfish), 1619 nucleotides. RefSeq names its product 24-hydroxycholesterol 7-alpha-hydroxylase. The coding region runs from base 116 to 1501 and encodes 461 amino acids. Gene Ontology annotation, biological process: bile acid biosynthetic process; cholesterol homeostasis. Lineage: Eukaryota; Metazoa; Chordata; Ceratodontiformes; Protopteridae. The transcript has 12 exons. Gene Ontology annotation, molecular function: heme binding; oxidoreductase activity, acting on paired donors, with incorporation or reduction of molecular oxygen; steroid hydroxylase activity. The record is from RefSeq and is a predicted model, not a curated record.
CUAGUGUAGCUGUCAAAUAUGCUGUCAUUGAUUUGGACAAAAGCACGUUAGAGGCAAAUUUCCCCUUGCUGUUAUUUUGUAUGUGGGGGUUUAACUAGGGACUGCAUGUUGGAAGAUGGAUUUGUUUUCAGCGUUUCUGGCUUUUUUACUGACUGCUCUACUUUAUAAGUACAUCUUUCGCAGAAGAGAUCCCACCUCCCCUCCUUGUAUUAAAGGCUGGAUUCCUUGGUUAGGAGCGGCAUUUGAGUUUGGUAAAUCACCUUUGGAAUUCAUAAAGUUAGCUGUAGCAAAGUAUGGGCCCAUAUUUACUGUUCUAGCAGCAGGCAACAGACUUACGUUUGUCACAGAUGCUGAAGAUUUGGACUUAUUCUUCAAUUCCAAGGAUGUGGAUUUUCAGCAGGCAGUGCAAGAACCCGUUCAGCAUGUAGCUUCAAUUAGCAGGGAGAGUUUCUAUAAGUCUCACACGGCUAUCCAUGACACAAUAAAGGGGCGUCUUGCUCCAUCCAAUCUGCACCUCUUCAGUGAUAAUUUGUUUCAAGAGUUCAGUGAACAUAUUCAGUGCCUUGGAAAGAGUGGCACGGAGGAUCUCUAUGACUUAGUCAGGCAAGUUAUGUAUCCUUCAGUAGUAAAUAACCUUUUUGGCAAAGGAACCUGUCCCACAAGUAAGAGUGAAUUCAAAGAGUUUGAAAAGCAUUUCCAAAAGUUUGAUGAAGAUUUUGAGUAUGGAUCCCAACUUCCAGAAAUAUUUCUAAGAGAUUGGUCAAGAUCCAAGCACUGGCUUCUUUCACUGUUUAAAGGAAUUGUGAAAAAUGCUGAGAAGGGCAAGUCUACAGAUAAUGACUCCAAGACUUUACUGCAGCAUCUUCUUGAUACACUGAAUGGAAAUGCCACUGCUAAUUAUAGUUUACUCUUGCUAUGGGCUUCUCAGGCAAAUGCAAUUCCAAUCACAUUUUGGACACUUGCGUUUAUAAUCUCCCAUCCAUCUGUCUACAAGGCUAUUAUGGAAGAAAUAUCUUCAGUUCUGGAUGAAAAAGAUAAUAUAUUAACUGUGACACAACUGCAGAAACUUCCCCAGACAAAGUGGUGCAUACUGGAAGCUAUUCGCUUACGUGCUCCUGGUGCCAUAACCAGAAAGGUAGUGCAUCCUUUGAAAAUCAAGAAUUACAUAGUCCCACCUGGUGAUCUACUGAUGAUGUCACCAUUCUGGGCUCACAGGAGUACCAAGUAUUUUCCUGACCCUGAGAAGUUUCUUCCUGAACGCUGGCAGAAGGCUGACUUGGAAAAGAACGUGUUUCUGGAUGGCUUUGUGGCAUUUGGAGGUGGGAGGUACCAGUGUCCUGGAAGGUGGUUUGCUCUUCUGGAGAUUCACAUGUUUGUUGCUUUGAUUCUCAGCAAAUACAGUUUUUCCCUGCUGGAUCCAGUUCCAAAACAGAGCACUUUGCAUUUAGUUGGGACACAGCAACCAAAUGGACCUUGCAGAGUACAGUACAGAAGAAGAUGAAUGUCACUUCCUGACUGCAUUCCUUAUGUUUGUUUAUCAGACGGCAAGCUCAGGUUCUUAAAUUGUGUGGGUAAAAUAAUUCAUCAUGUGUCAGGAAUAAACUAAAUAAUAACACUAA